Molecule: messenger RNA, 4872 nt
Organism: Heterotrigona itama
Lineage: Eukaryota; Metazoa; Arthropoda; Insecta; Hymenoptera; Apidae
Source: the annotation of a GenBank genome assembly
AUGAUGUAUAGAAUAUCUUUCGUCGUGUAUAAUGCAAUUACCCUAAAGUUAAGGUAAUCGGUAAACUAUAGUACGUUUUGAAAUCCCAGAUAGUCUUCUAUUGUCAUACCUUCGAUUAUUUAUAUACAAUUAUCAUCUUUGCAUCGUCUGGAAUAUUGUUAAAUUUCGAGUUAUGUGAUCUACUUUUUACCCUGUUGUCUCAGUAGUUUUCAAGCCGUCAUAAAUUUCGUUUAAUCGGAUAUCUCUCGUCUCGAUUUUAUGUCCGCAAUCAAUAUGCUAUUGUGAGUCAGUUUCUUUCCAAGGUGGCCAGUCUGAUGCAGUUUAAAAUUAAGUAAUUCGAUGAUAACUCGAAUUUGCUUGGUCGAUUGGUUAUGCAGGUCCAUCCUCAUUGACAAUUUUAUUAAAUUUAAUUUUUAAAGUCACGAUAUAAAUGUAAUUUGAAUAUAAUAAAACGAGAUACAACAAUUUAAAUAUUUUAAAAUCGAGCUGUGUAAAAGUAAUUUUGUCCCUGUGUAUUUAAAUUAAAUUGUAACAUUAAAUUUCCAUUUCAACAAACAAGACAAUAAAGUAACAACCAAAUUCUCUCUUAUUCUCGAUAACAGUAUAAAUAAGAGCAAACAUUGAUCUGUGAUUGCAACAAAUUUAUUAGUAAUCCGUUUAUAAAUAUCUGCAAAAAGGGAAGAGUAAUUUUAAAAACGUGUUCAACUGUAGUAACGGAAUGAUUUAACUGAUCAUGAAUACUUACAACGAACGCGCAAUGGAAUUUGUUCACGUUGCAUAGAUUUCAUUAUAAUUACCAGUCCCUGCAAUUUUAAUUUACACUGUCGAGGACGUCAGCAUUUCCUUUGAAUUGCCUUAAAUUUCGUCGUUUUUCACUUAGUUAAUUGAUACUUGCUAGGCUCGCGACAACGUGUAUCCUAGUUGAAAUAUAUCUUUUCUAUUAGUCAUUGCUUCUGUUGUGUACAUAAAACGGUACUUUGAUCACGUAAUAUGAAAUGUGUGAAGAAAAACUGUAACGUUAUUUAACACGUUAAAUACGAUGUGUUAGCUUUGGAAAAACAUUUCAGUCUAACGUUUCUCGCAAGGACGGAAAUAAUAUUGUUGGAAGACCGAUUAGAAAGUGUUCUGUUAAAGCAUAAAGUUCAGGGGAAAAAUGGAAUACGUUGGCUAGCGAUAAUUACAUGACUUGAAGAUCCUUCUCGAAAUAUUGUUUCUUUUUCUUUUUUUAUUAUAAAAAUCAACAGUAUACGAAAAUUAAACACAUGAUUCGCCAUGAAAUGUGAAUCAGUUUUAAAUAUCAUUUAUCAAUUAACAUUUAUCUGUAAAUAAUUAAUUUAUUUAUUAGAGAUUCAAGAAAAAUAAUAUGUUGAAUAAAGAUACGUGUUUGAAGAUGAACAUAUUCUUAAUUUGUUAUGUCCUUCAUAUUUGUGUUAAACUUUUAGACUAUUGAUAAUUUUAACGAACGCUUAAAGAGUUAAUUAUAAUAAAUUUGUUCAUCAAUUUGAAAGGAUUCUCUCUAGCUUGAUGAGCUAAACUCCUCGUAUAAUGAAUCCCCUUCUAUUUAUAAUUCCGUAAGUGAAUUGCAUUCUAUUAAAAAUAACUGUUCACAUACUUUUGAAUGGUAAUGAGAAUGAAUAGAUUCAACGCACGUGAUACUUUGUUAUCUGUGAUCAAACGUGCAUUGUCUCCAGUUGACAAUUAUUUGCAUUCCUUGUAAAUUCUUGUGAAGCACGUUAAUUUCCAACACCGUUAUUUCAGAACUAUUUUCCGCGCGUCUGGCUACUUGUUUCCCUUUCUUUCCCAUUUUUUUCCAAACUGCCAAGCUUAUGCAACACAUUUUCCGUGUUGUAUCCGCGUUUCUGAUCGAGAAUAACAAGCGAUUUGUUCUUUAUACUUUGAACGUGGAAACUUGAUUAUUCGAACGAAUUACAUAUUUCGAGCAAAGAUAGAAAUUUGUAAAUUUUUUUACAUCGACCAACAUUACAUUAACGUUCCAAUACUGAAGAAACUGGUUUCUUUAAUUGAUCUUAUAAUCGAGGUUCAACCUUAAUUCUAUGUUUGUAAAGGCGUACGAAGCUAAAUACUGUGCAUUCAAACAGGUAUAAUAUAAUUCUAUCAGACAAUUUGCAUUCAUUAUGUAAUUGGCGGAUUAUGUGCCAGAUUCCUGUAAUGUUAGGUAAAAUGAUACACAUGCAUAAUGCUAGGCCUGUCGAUCACUCGGAACAUUCUUGUUGAUUGAGUCGGUGUGAUCGUGAAUCAUACAAAUGCUGUAUAGAUGUAUACAGCAUUUGUUAAUAGCUGUCGUUUGAAUUUAAAAAUAUUUGGACAACGUUGGCAGCGGUGUUUAUGGAAUAACCUGUGAACUAUACGAAAUAAUACGUAUUUAAUUUAUUUUAGGAACAGAUGUCGUGAAAUAAAUUCAGUAGAGCACCGGUUGUCAUCGGACGAGGUGGCCGAGUGGUUAAGGCGUUGGACUGCUAAUCCAAUGUGCUCUGCACGCGUGGGGAGGAACGUGACUUCCGGAUUCGAUUUGAAGCAGCUUCUUUUACGAAGGAUACCGAUCCUCGCAUGGCUGCCGCGGUACAGUUUGUCCAAACUUUUGCAAGACGUUUUGGCAGGAUUGACCGUUGGCUUGACUGCUAUACCACAGGGUAUAGCAUACGCAAUUGUGGCCGGACUUCCAGCACAGUACGGCCUCUACAGCAGUUUCAUGGGAUGCUUCGUCUACCUGGUGUUCGGUAGCUGCAAAGACAUCACGGUGGGACCCACGGCAAUAAUGGCUUUACUCUCGCAAAAUCAUGUUAUAAGACUUGGAGAUGAUAUCGCGGUGCUUCUGUGCUUCCUGACAGGCUGCGUGAUCACGUUCAUGGGGUUGCUCCAUUUGGGAUUUCUUGUAGAAUUCGUUAGCAUGCCAGUGAUCUCUGGAUUCACUAACGCAGCUGCCAUAAUAAUUGGAACGUCUCAGCUGGGCACGUUGCUCGGCCUGAGUGGCAGAAGCGAUUCGUUUGUCGACGCAGUUGCUAAAGUUGUCAAUCAUAUAAAUGAAGUGACCCUGUGGGACCCUCUGCUAGGAGCCUGCUCGAUGAUCGUCCUCGUUUGCCUCAAAAGAUUACCUGGGAAGAAGACCGGCACGCCGUUGCAAAAAUUCAUGUGGGUAACGUCGUUGGCCAGGAAUGCGGUGGUCGUCAUUGUUGGAAUAGUAUUGAGCUAUUCGUUGUUCUCUUACGGUGUCAAACCGUUUCAAAUUACUGGAAACAUAACGGAGGGUUUGCCCCCGUUCUCACCGCCGCCAUUCUCCCUUGUCAAAGGAAAUCACACGUAUAACUUCGAGGAGUUAAUCGGUGAACUGGGAGGCACUGUCAUCUUAGUGCCGUUUAUCGCAAUUUUGGAGAGCAUUGCCAUUGCCAAAGCUUUUGCCAAAGGGAAGACCGUUGAUGCUAAUCAAGAGAUGCUGGCUUUGGGACUUUGUAACAUUUUCGGGAGCUUUUCUCGAUCAAUGCCAACCACAGGAAGCUUUACAAGGACCGCCGUAAACAACGCUUCGGGUGUAAAAACACCGAUGGGCGGUGUAAUUACUGGAUGCCUGGUGCUUUUAGCGUGCGGCCUUCUGACCUCGACUUUCGAAUUCAUCCCGAAAGCAACGCUCGCUGCAGUGAUUAUAGUCGCCAUGUACUACAUGCUUGAACUUCAUAUUUUCACCGUGCUUUGGAGAACGAAGAAAAUUGACUUGAUACCUUUGACGGUGACUUUGUUGAGCUGCCUGGCAAUUGGUCCAGAAUACGGCAUGAUUGCUGGGAUCGCGGUAAAUCUAAUUCUGCUGCUCUAUUUCGCGGCCAGGCCUGGCUUAUUGAUCGAGGAACGUGUUGUCGAUGGGCUGACGAUCCUAUUUGUAUCGCCGAAACAAUCACUGAGUUAUCCAGCUGCGGAAUACCUUCGUGAACGGGUGAUGUCGUCGUGUGACGGCAAAACCAUCCCCGUGGUAGUGGAAGGCCGUCACGUGCUUAGAAUCGAUGCGACCGUCGCCAAGAACCUCACUUUGCUUCUGACCGACUUGGAGGCGAGGGAUCAGAAGCUGGUCUUCUGGAAUUGGUGCGAGGAAGCCAAGAGAACUUUGAUAAGCUACGACGCCUCCCUGGCCAUGUCCUUCAGAAGUUCCGGCAGCAUAGCUCAGAUAUUUUCAGCUAGAGCCGCGUCGCCUCAUGUCCCACGCGAGUGAAAUUCUGGAUCUAAUGAAUGCGCGGGACACUUUCCUUGUGGAAUGUGCUCCACCGACGAAAGAGCCACCGUUUUCGCUUUUCAGACCGAUUCACCGUUUCAACGCGAACGCAACGUUGAACGUGUUUUAUUUAAACGACGGAACGCGGCCUCGGUCAAGAUUAAUCCUCCGUGGAGCUUCGGUCGCCUUCAAUUUGCCUUUCGAUGCCUCAAGAUCCAUUGAAAUUGCUCGAACCCGGGGCUGUAGGGUAAGUGCUAUUUCAAACAGCAUCUCGACCGAUCGUUUUACGAGGCUAAGAUGGCUAGAGAUCGUGCCUUUUAACGCUUUAUGGGGAAUUUAAUGGGAUAAAAGCAAUACGGUUUUUAUGUCUGUGCAAGAGGAAGAGAUGAAUUUGAACCGGCACAUGAAACGAUGAUAUUUUUUCACGUUGUGAAACUCGCGCAAUUUCGACUGAAACGUAUUGUCAUAUUCUUUUGUACAAAGUAUUGGAUUAUAAACUUGUAACGAGGAUUUAAUUCAGAGCUUGAUUCAAGGAUCUGCAUUAUCAAUUUAGCAAGUAUAAUUCUCUAAUAAUGUACAAUUCUCAGUACGCAAUUUUUGCAUUCGUAUUAUUUUGUCUGAAGUUGAUUUGCUUCUUUUUCUUCUUUUUUUUUUUU